AUGGCGGAGCGGGCCCUACCUGCCGGCGACGAUGACCCCAUCCCUACAACAUCUCCCAAACACCCUGAAUUCAUCCCACCUCAGCCACCCCCACCAAACCCCCAAAAAUUGAUCCUCUCCAAUUCAAACAGCUCCACCGCCACCUUCCGCUCUGGCACCUACAUUGUCCGGGUCCCCAAGGACCAAAUCUACCGCAUGCCCCCGCCGGAACACGCCACCAUCGUUGAACGACACCGGGGCUCGGGUGUCAACAAAAAGAGUUGCUCCUAUUGUUGCCUCGGCAUCAUUGCUUUCAUUAUCCUGUUUAUCAUCACCCUGGUGGCAGUUAUUUUGACCAUGUUGGCCAAGUCCGGAGACCCCAAAUUCAGCGUCGAACGUGUGGUUGUCAAGGGCAAAUUGGGGCGGCCCGACUACAACGUGACGUUGGAAGCCCGAAACCCUAACUCAAGAGUGGCGAUUGUGUACAAGGACGGUGGUGGAGCUAGCCUUUAUUUCAAGCAAAAAAAGAUAGCGAAUGGAAAAUACCCUUCUCUCUACCAAGGCAGCGGCAAAUCCAAAGAAGUUGCCCUUGUCCUCCAUGGCUCCAACAUGAAAUUGCCUAAGGAGAUUGAGAAAAGCUUAGAAAGUAGUCACAGCAGCACAUAUAAAAAAGGGCAUCGUGUGAGCUUGUCCCUGAACAUGGACAUUCCGGCACGGAUGAGAAUUGGGACGUUAAAUAGUAGAAGCAGGAAAUUUCAUGUGACGUGUGACAUAACGGUGGAUACAUUGGCAAAAGGGACCAAGGUUCUGAAACAGGAAUGUCAAACGGAACGUAAAUAG
This is a messenger RNA of Prunus avium (sweet cherry), 819 nucleotides long. Its product is annotated as NDR1/HIN1-like protein 13. Gene Ontology annotation, cellular component: plasma membrane. Lineage: Eukaryota; Viridiplantae; Streptophyta; Magnoliopsida; Rosales; Rosaceae. The record is from RefSeq and is a predicted model, not a curated record. Gene Ontology annotation, biological process: defense response to other organism.